Molecule: messenger RNA, 2427 nt
Organism: Cryptotermes secundus
Lineage: Eukaryota; Metazoa; Arthropoda; Insecta; Blattodea; Kalotermitidae
Product: progestin and adipoQ receptor family member 4
Exons: 5
Coding region: 145-1185 (346 amino acids)
Cellular component (GO): membrane
Molecular function (GO): signaling receptor activity
Source: RefSeq, a predicted model, not a curated record
GAACAGCAAUCCCAAACGGCGCGAUGUCUCGUGGAAAUUUUAUUAGGUGACACUAAAACGACGCGUGUAAGCAACCCACCGUUACCCCACCAAAAUUCGAAUCCGGUCUUUAUAAGAACGUAAAGCCGUGAUUUUUUUUCUGAAAUGUCAAACAAUGCGUUUGUUGUUAAGCAGCAGCAUAGUCAAUCUCUGCUGGCUGGCGGUACAAGCAUCCGGGUCUCCGAUGAAGGGUCUUUUACAUACGAACGUGUAGAUGACGAUCAUCAAAUGUAUAAACAUUAUGAAGGAACCGCGAAGAAACGUUCAAACGAUAAUGAAAGUCCGAAGAAAAGGAAAAAUCUCCUGCAUUUCCGUGAUAUGCCACCUCAUCUACAGUUUAAUCCAUAUAUCUUCACAGGAUACCGACCCUUACUGACCUUCUGGGGAAGCAUCAACAGCCUCUUUUAUCUUCACAACGAAACCAUCAACAUCUUAACACACGGCAUUCCAAUCGUGUACAUCCUGGUAACUGUACCAGGUUUGAUGCCAUGGGAACAUAUUGAAUCACGCUUCCUCCCAUGGUGCCAUAUUAUUGGUGCUGUUAGUCCAUGGAUUGGCAGCUUUGUUUAUCACUUGUUCAUGAAUUUGGAGCGUGGAGAGGUUGUCUACUAUAAACUACUGCAACUUGACAUGCUCGGAAUAUGGAUCAGCCAGAGCUUUGGCGCGCUGCCCAUGGUGUACGCCUCUGUGUUCUGCCUGUCCUGGGUAUGCCGAUGGCUCAUCCUCUCUUCCUAUUGUCUGCUCUCCAUGUGGGGUCUCUACAAGGCUCUCACAGCAUGGUCACCAUGGGAACGUAGGCUGUGUUUCCUUUUGCCUUUUGUGAUGCGUGUCCUGCUGUGUGGUUUACGUUAUUCUCCUUUAGGGGGUGGUGACCCUGCCUCAUUGGUUCAUGUUAUACUGCAGGAUGCAGUGUCUGCACUAGGUGGUGCCAUAGGUGCCAUGCACAUUCCUGAGAAGUGGUUCCCAGGCACGGUGGAUAUGUAUCUCAACUCCCAUAACAUCAUGCAUGUUCUGGUGGUGAUGGCUGUGUAUUCUAUGCACCAGGCCACAGUCCGAGAUUUGUUGUGGAUGGCACAUGUCGACUGCAGAACAGGGCAUCAACCCACAGACACAUUUGGUGGUUUGCAAGAUGCAGCAGAGCUAUGAUUUGUGACAUUUCAAUUGCAUGUGUGCCGGUGGACAGAGCUCACACCUAACAAUCAUCUUGUUCUCUAUUUUCUUCAUGCACUAUUUUCGCUUCUAUUGUUAAAGAUACUGGUAGUUAAAGAAGAAGUCAUCACAUUUGAAGUCACCUACACACACACACACACACACAUGCAAAAUAAGAGUACAAGCUGUGUAGCUCUGGCCACAAUUCAUAUUCUUCCACUUGUUUUAACAUUAAUACUUUAUUUCAUAACUUGAUGCAUUUGUCCAUAACAUCCUUGUACACACUUUGAGCACUGGGUAAUGUAUCAGAUUUGUAGGCACUCACUAUUUCAAAAGAAUCAGCAGUGCAAAAGGACUGGAAUGUGUUGCACAUACUGACAAGGAAUGUUGGAUCUGGUCUCAUCAAAUUUCCAGUCCUCAUUUCUUAAGCCUUCUGCCAGAUUCAUGCUGUAAGCAAGGCUCACUGUCUUCCACUAUAGACAAUGUCCACUGUCUUCUAUAUUGCUAUAACUUCCUUAUUCAGCACCUUCUACAAAUAAUUCACUAUUCACAAGCUCCUUAGUCAUUCCAAUCUACCACACACCAACUGAACUGCUAACACACAAUUAAUAAUAAAAUACAAGAUUUAGAAGGUGAUAGUGUUACAGUAUAAGAAUAGGAAUAGAAUGUCAUAUUUCAAAUACCUUAAAAUAAUUAAUGAACUUAUUUGAAUUAGUGGAAACAUUUUACAAUUAAAAUAAAAUGAUUACAUCUCCUUUAUCAGAAAUUCCUAGACUGCAUUGCAUUAUACAUAUAUUAAUAACUAUUAAUGGUAAAAUUACAUAUAUGAUUACUCUGAAUAUAAUAACUAUGUAGUGCUAAUGAGUGCUCGAAAUGGAGAUAUUAACAUGACAUAUACACACAAAUAUUCAUAUAUUUUAAAAUUUUAUUCUCACUUUGUCUACUAUAAUUCUAUCCAAAUAAGAAACUGCAUAUUUUCAAUUAUAUCAGGAAUGAUGAUAUGCCUUGUAGGCUGAUACAAGUACACAUUGCCAAUUUGAGCACUGGAAUUUACAGAAAUUCCAUUGUUUUGGCUAUAAUGAUGAUGAAUAUAAACAAUCAUCACUUAGACAACCUAUUUUUUAAAGUACUUGGAGCAAUAUAAUGAAAAGGGAACUUUGCCUGGUAUCAAUUGAUAAUAGGAUUCUAUUUUCUGAUGCACACUGUAAUAAACAGUAAAAGUAAAAAAGUAAAGCUCUU